AUGCCUAGAGACAAACUAAUUACCAUUGAUAAGCUAAAAACUUCGCUGAAAGAGGAGCAACGGCCUCAGCAAAAUCAGAAAUGCGAUAAAAUGCAAAACAGCUUUACAAUGUUCCUUGUUUAUUUGCUCGAACCGAUUUUACCUGGCGAUGGUAACAAAACGGACGGGAAGAUUGCAAGCGUCGUCUACCUCAUUUGUCUCACAACUGCAGGAAUAGUAAUGAACAUCGCGAGCUGGCUGCACAAUGAUGGCACGGUAACUGGCGUAACGAGGGAUCACAUCGAUGGUUUCUUAAUGACAUGCAUAUGCCCUGCACUUAUUUGGAUACUUUAUAUAUUUUGCAAGCAAAAUGACAGGAAAACUGUUGAUUUUAUCAGUCCAAUGCCCCAUUCGCACAGGCCCUUAAUGACGGGUGCAUAUGUUUUUGGAGCUGGGAGCUGUGCAAUGGAUGUUCUUCACAUUGGGUUCUAUAUGCAAUGUUCAGAAAGCUUGUCCGGCAUGGCGUUUUCCGUGUUCAAAGCAGUUUUUAUCAUUGCUCAAAUCCUUUUCUUGCGGAAGUUCUCGGAUGCCACCCUCCACAAAUCACAGAAUAUUAGACUAGUGCUGUUUCAUAUACUGGGUACAAAUGUUUGCCUGUGGUUUCGUGCUUUAUUCAGCCACGUUCGCCUUAUUAACAAAUCUAGCUUUCAAUUCAAUCCUCUUAAUCAAACAGUGACAUGUGACAACCAAAAGACACCAAUGUCUCAAAUAUGGCUUGCCUCAGAGCCGUACCUUUAUCCUUUCACCAUGGAGUACUCCCUCAUCUCAGGAGGGAUCCUGUUCAUGAUGUGGAGCGGGCUGCGGGACCUCAACCCAGACCCCCAAGAUAUAUACAUUUACGAUGAAAUUUCCGAAUGGAAUACGAGCGAGGCUGGGGAUUUCAAGGAUGACAGUAGUGGCUAUAUAGGAAGCAGCACACCUUCGACGUCAUGGUCACGGUCCCAAAGUCAUGCUUCGCUUUCAACAGCCUCUGUUUGCAAAUCAUGUCAAGAGACUAGAGAGGCAAUUCGAGAUUCCUACACUUCGAGCUCCGACCCUGGAUUCCUAUUCGGAGUGCUACUUUCAGCCUUCCUGCUAUUUGCCAUUGCAUUGUUAAUGCUAGACCAUGGCUCUGAACAUGCUUUGCGCUUCUAUUAUGUGUAUCAGAUAAUGCUACAUGCUGUCAUGGUGACAGCACUAUGGACCUUUCUCAAGGCACUACAAACCCAGCUGCCCGCCUGGUACUCAUACGAUUCGGAUGACACACUCUUGAUCGUUUCUUUCACAGGGGUUUUUCUUUAUGCUGGCCUCGGUUUCACAUCAGCUAUAUCUGAAAUGAAGGCAAUGUCGUCAUUAUCAAACUAUGUAGCGGCCAAAUCUGUACUUGUACUGUUUGAAUCGAUGUUGCAAGUGACUGCCAUAAUAAAGGCAUUACGAUUCAAACCCAACGUGAAUGGUUCUUAUGCAGACAUGAUCAGACAGUGCGCUCUUUUUCUGUUAACAACAAACAUUGCUCUUUGGGCGCAAGACUCGUUUUUUGAAAUGCGUAGUAGUCUAACUACACCAGUGCAAAAUAAGCAGUUUGGAAGCACAAGUUGGCGUGCAAUCACUGUUUUCGCCUACCCAUUGUGCAUAUUUUUCAGGUUCCAUUCGGCGGCUUGUUUAUUCGAGGUUUGGUCAAACUUUAAGCAGUGCUGCUCGUAAAUUCGCCGCUUAGAGAAAUACUAGAGAGUCUCACUGCCUGCAUAAAGCAAAACGAUUGUAAUACAAUGAAACUUGUAUAUUUUAUACUUAUUACUACUAAGAGCUAACAAUAAAAGUAUGAUAUCAGAAAGGUAACUGUAUUUUUUAUGGAUUGAGAUGUCUAUGAAGCAGAUUCAUGUACCUCAUAUGCAAUGAUAUAAAAGUUCGAAUGGAAGAAAGGGCUCCAACGAGGUUUCCGCAAAAAAGAUUAUCAUUCUGAAUGUAACCAUAAUACAGACGCUCAUACCAAGCUUAAAGUGCACAGGUUCAGUUCAGUUCAGUUCAGCUAAACCUUUAAAAUUCCACAACAUAUUAAAGCUUUUUAAACUAACAUAAAAUUAACUUAUAACGAGUUACACAAUAGACAUUUUAUAUAAUAGGAUUACAUUAGAUUUGGUAUAUUGAGGAAAUUCCUAAGGAGAAGUCUUUUCAGUAGAUAAACUAAUCGAGAGCAUCGCCUAGGCUGAAAAACUAUUAUUUAAAUUAUAUUUUCAUCGACAGUUUCGAAUAACAUAUGUCGACAAAAUUUAUCAUUGACGAGAUUUUAACACUGAUAAUUGGUGGAGAGCAGAUUCAAUUUUAGAUCAAGACGGGAAAUCAUCGGUGAAGGAAACUGUUUAACAUUGAAGGGGUUUUCAUUCCAAGAUUUAGCGACUGCAUAUCUGAUUGAUUAUAUUGCAAUGUAUUUGUAUGCAUCAUAACAAUAUCACCUUUGUAAGACUGCCUUGUAAUAUAUGCAAAGAAACUUUGUUGACAAGUUGCAAAUGCUGCCACGUUAUUAAAACAUUGGUAUUUUUGUUACAAAGCCAGUUUAAUAGUCGUGGAUGAUUUUUAAACUAUAUUUCUGAGGCGUUGUUCCUAAAAAUGCUUGAGUAAAAAACGUGCAAAGAUUGUGCAAAGUGACGCAUCUGAGGAAAUGAGGGCUGAGACUUGACGGAUGCAGAAACAUCUCUUUAGAGUUACAACCAACUCUCGCGUGUUAGCACAAAGGAAACUUUAACGGUGCUCUAAGACUUGCGGUGAUUGCAUAAGUCUGUAUGUACUUUUCUAUCCAUGCUAUUUUCUCAAUGUGACGUCAUUUGCGUAGUGUACCUUUCCACAUGAAAAGAAACAGCAGUUCUAAAUUAAAGUUCUGAAUUAAUUUGUUUUUUUUUCUUAGCUUUAAAUUUUGAAAAUUUGAAUAGAAAGCCCGGAAGAUUACAAUAAAGAAUUGUUGAUUUUACCUAGAUAUUGUACCAAAAAAUAAGAAAACAAUUUUGGUUUAGCGAAGUUAUGUCUAUGCUCGUGAGGGCUAGCUGGAAGUUGGAUUAACCUGUCAGUAGCCUUGAAAGGAUUUGUAGUAUUCGUGACGGCGAAUUUUUCUAUUUUGUUCUUUAAAAAUUAGAGAUAAAUGCAAAAGUUAAUGCAAAGCGUCAAGUCCAAGCAAGAUGCUUGAAGGUCCAAGUAUUUGAGUUGGUAGCUCAAGUUAUUCAAGAAUUCUGAAUAAGGGGGUUGUUAUUCUGUCUAAAACAAAAAGCAAACUUCGAAUAAGCACAGGCUGGAAAACAGUCUGUAGUACAUGCAGAGUGGGUAAGUGCUUUUGCUUAUGAUUCGCCAUAACUUGUCUCCAUAGAAACUGAUUUGCAGUUCUGUUUUAUCGUUGUGAUUCAAAUCGAAAUAAACCAGGUGAAUCCACAGAACGAAGUUGCAGACCAUUAAAUAAAGGAUGCACUGCCUCACGAUGUUUGAUGACCUUGGUUUCAGAACCACUUGGCAAUACGAGUAUGCCUUCAAGAUGAGGUGAGUUUGCAUGACAACCUGCGCGAAAAAGAGGCAAUGGUCGCAGAAUGCAAGAUUUACAUAGUCAGUAAAUUGGUGUCUUUGCAUUUCUUUGAUAAGUGCCAGAAUAGAGAACCACGAGUACCACGUACAACAGAACAGCAAAAUGAACAAAAGAACUGUCACAGGGAAGGAAAUGCCAGGCACUUGUGGAAUUGGGAACUGUUUUAGUUUUAAUGUACAUAAUAUUGUCGCUAUGAUCAUUGACACGAUAAAAAUUAAGUGGAACGCGAACAGUUCUAUCUUCUUGUCAGUUAAAAAAUUUUUCUCCCACCAAAAAGUAUAGGGGAUAGAAAGAAUCGCCCCAAUCGUUAGACCAAAUACGAGGCCAGCAUCCAUAUGAGGCUCUUUCUGGACAGCACUGCUUAUUGAAUGAAAUUUUUCCUGGCUCAUCUCAGUUUCGGUUGUCGUUUCCAUGGAUAUGUCGUGUUGCUCCUCCCCAAGCUGAUAACUGAAGCGCAGCGGCUUCGAAUGAGAUCUAGGAAUCUUUUUUAUAUUCGUCCAAAUGAUCAGCAAAAGAAUAGCAACAGUGAUGUAAAAUUCUUGAUCAAAAGCUAUAAUGUAUUCAUCUUUACCAUUCAUAAUUGGAUUGAUAAGCACAUUUGUGCAGUUGCUAACCAUUAUCCACGGCGAUGAAGGCAGAAGUGUGCGCGAGUUGGCCAGGCACGUUCUCAGCAUUAGACAAACACAUGUACCCAACACAUGAAAUAUUUGAACGGAGACGUUGAUGAGAUUAGCUGCUGCAUAUUUGCGCAAAAACAUCAUCAAAACGAUUGAAAACACAAGUUUUAAUGCAGUUAAUGCAAAUCGGAAAUACAAGGUUUUGAUGCAACCAAUCAGAAUCCAGAUUGUUAUUGUGUCUGUAACAAUGCAGGAUAUGCCGAAGAGGUAAACGACUAUCAAGAGAGGUCGAACGUAUCUCUUGGGAAGAUCCAUGAAGAUAACGAGAGAAGAUUUCUGUUGCUUUAAUAGAAUUGUAAACAUCCAGACGAUCGAUAACAGCAUGCUUAAACUGCAAAACAAAUCAAGGGAUAUUUCAUGUAGUUGCCUUGCUGACUUGGCAGGCAAUUGUGGUGAUAUAAAGUACAUCACGGACAGAAUGAAUCCGACAGAGACAAGAAAAUACAAAUACACCAUUGACUCAAUGGUUCUGUCUUUGCCGACAUCAUUUGAAAAAUGGCUUUGACUUUUCGGUGACAUUGCCAGUGGUUGAUUCCUUGGACUCCUCUGACCGAGUCUUUCAUUAACAAUGCUGUGAUUCAUGUUUUUCGGAGUUGUUUCUGCUCACCCGAGAACAAGUUUGUAUUCUUUUAGGCCCUUUCGGAAAUUUUAGGUGUGUACGUUGCAAAUGGAUUUUGUAUUGUGUAUGUACAUGACCUAUUAACCAUGAACUAAAAGAUCAUCGAAUUCGUAAGUCAAAGGUAAGGCUCUGUUUGCCUGCUUUUUGCUUUAUUCGCCAAUAGCAGGUUUUGUUCAACUAGCUUCACCGGCAAAGCGUUUUGAUAAGAUCGGUAUAAUUAGUGAUCGGGUGAUCGUUCACCAUGUCACCAGUCAGCGCAAAACCACGAAUGGUUGAUGAGUAGGAGCUCUGAUUCUCACUAAAAAGUUCUUACUGAAACGAAUAGUGGGUGGUAUCACUGAUGGUCUAUUGCCAAUUUGAUUGUUUCCCUGUGGCUAAGCUUCAAUUACAGAAGCCAGAUGUAGCUAAUGAUCACCAACCGUGGCAUCAGGAAUAUCUGAAAGUAGUUUAAACGGACAAAUUGUAAAGCUGCCAUGGAUCGGAUGGAACUCAGCGAUGAUGACGGAAUAAAGAGUCCCGUUUCGGAUCAGAAUUGCAGCUGUAGCUCUUGCUGGCACUGCUGUGUUUCUAAGAAUGUUAAAAAGUCUAGUGACGUUCUGAAAACACACAACAUGACAAUAAGUCUCCUUUAUUUGCUUUGUUUUUUGACGGGAGCAAGCUCAUUGGCAAUCAGCUUUUGGCUCGGCUUAACAGAUGUGUAUUGGGUGCACAUCUUUAUGAUAACAUUGAUCAGCCCAGCCUUUGUUGGCUUUGGUUUGUUCCUUGGUUGUAAGUCCAACUGGAGUGAAAACACGCAAAGCGCAAAAGCAUUAUGCUAUGGACGUUCCUAUAUCAUCGCUAUUGUUCCUUGUUGCUUAGCAGCAGUUGCCCUCGAUGCCUUGCGAAUUGCGUUAUACAUAGAAACAAACCGAAGCAUCACUGAUAUUGUGUUCAUCAAUUUAAAAUUCUUCUACAUUGCAUUUCAAGUCGUUUUUUUGAUAAAAUAUAUCCGCUACCACAUUGCAGAAAGUCUUUGUUCAAGGCUGUUUCUCGUGCACUUGAUUGGGACUAAUAUUUUCUUAUGGUUUCACGAAUUCUCCGUCCACUCUACACGCAGCCUAGAGUAUUUGCGAAACGAGUACUCAAAAUUAUAUGUUCAAAAAGGAAAAUUGAUAUUGAAGAUAAUCGACAGCAGUGAACCAUACGUGUAUCCGCUGGUCAUGCAGUUUAUGAUAAUUGCGUCUGCAGCCUCGUUCCAUAUCUGGCUGAACGUGCGAGGGCUUGAAGCCGAGACACAAGAUAUCUACAUUGAUGAUGAUUACACAGAAAUGCGAGGGGCAGUCACAAGGAGACACCGCACGGUUCGCUAUGUGGCAGGCCCCAUAGCCCACUCAGAGAUGAUCGAAGCAAACGUUGAAACAAGCGAGAAGCACAUUCCAUUGCUCUCUUGUGGGUUGGUGAUUGGCUCGUUUUCUUUUGUCGGCCUUGUGUUCUCAGCAUUGCUACUACUGUCACAAAGUUUGGACCGCAAUACAGCCUUGACAGUGUAUCAUGUUUACCAAAGUGCGUUGUUUGUGUGCAUGAUUUCGUCAUGUGUUACUUGCCUUGCGAAGAUGUCCCAAGAGCAAAUACAUACUCUCAGUGUUGGUGGGUUAGACAUUCUUAUCCUUGUACCAAUGCUUGGCUAUUUGCUUUACGCUGAGUUUUCUGGGGUUGCUAGCUUUUCGGACAUUUUUGAUCACCGUUCUUCGGCUGUAGUACUUUUCUUAUCAAUUGCAAAAAUCAUUCAAGCUGCCUUGCAAUCUAUAAUCAUCACCAAAGCAUAUAGAAACGAACUAACAUCCUCGGGCCAAGGUUGCUGUUCAUUUGUUCCAAAUGCUUUGAUGUUUCUCCUUUUUUCAAAUGCAGGAUUGUGGAUAUCGGAAUCUAUAUUUGAUUUACGGAUAUCGUUUGUGACACCUGUCCAGUGCAGGUUCUAUGGAAGUUCGCUUUGGGAGGCAAUCAAAUUUGCGCUUUAUCCUUUAUGCGUACUGUUUAGAUUCACUUCCUGUUCAAGCCUGCUCGAGAUUUUGCUCUGGUCAGAUGAAUUUUGACAGAUGUUUCAAUUUCAUACGUUUCAUUUAACCGAAAAGAAGGUUAUUCGAAUUUCUCUCGUAGUUGCAGAGGCUGGUGUGUACAGCGGCUGUCGUUUUGGAAACUUUUAAAUUUGAUUGAUAAAUUAUCUGCAAUGUAAAAAGUCUUUUGUUUAUUUGCUUUUUAAAUAUCUUAAAUAUUAAUUUGCUUUUAAAUGUUUUAUUUGCAAACUGCUAUUUUCUUUAGAUGCAUUUUAAAGCGUUAACGGUUUACUGGUAUCUAGAUAUUCAUAUUGAAGAGAUGGAUCAGCUAUUCAGUGCUUACGCAAAGAUCAGAACAUCCAGCCCCCUCCCUUGUACACAGACGCAAGCCUUCAAAAAACCUUUUACCAAUACUUUUUCCCACGUAUGCUAUCGACCCCCUCUUUUUUGAGGAUGAAAUUUCUCUGUUUCAAGAAUACUUUUAUUUUUUACAAGUACUAGCGUAUUUUAGAUGCUGCAAAAGAUUGCUCCGAAGCCUAUUAUAUUAUGGAAAUCUUUGAUAUGGGAGAUUAGUAAAAUGUGCUCAAAACGCAAAUUUUUACGUAAAAUUCAACUAUUUCGCCUCGCAGGGUCCAGGUACGGUCAACGGGAACGAUGCUGUUUUAUGCCCUCAGAGCAUCUCGACUUGCACAUACAAUUUCUACAUAAUUCCUCCUAAAAUCAAUGAAUUGCUCAGUUAAAGGGCGUUAAAAAGUUGAUGGGCGUCAAAAAGAUGAUAGGGGUCAAAAAGAGGGUUUCCUCACAGUGCCAUCCUAAGUGUGAAAUCCACGUAGUAGAAUUAUUAUGAACCUAGCGAUUUCCUUAUCCACAUUUCAUUGCAGCUACAAAUUAUAAGUGCGUGAAGAAACAAACAUGUUGUUCCAUCUACCAUUCGUUCUGCUUUGCACCCAUUGACUUGCCUAUGUUCUUGGAAUGUUAUUCUUAAAAGCUGUAAAUUAAAAAGCCGAACUAUGCAAAAUAUGCAAAAUUUCAUCAUCCAAGCUUUCAAAUUUCAAAUGCGGACGACGGGUGGCGGACGAGAACAAUUAGAAAAACGUUUUGUUUUCCGUGUCACGUUUCUUUUAAAGCCAGGUAAACAGCCAGCCUGGUUGUCAAUUGAUACCUUUCCUCCUCUUGGGAUCCCUUUUGCAUGUCAAAAAGGUUUAAGCUCAUUGCGAAUUGAACCGAAGGCACACAUUAACCAUGCAAUUACCUAAAGAGGGCCUGGUUUUUUGGAUUUAGUGCCAUAAAAGGAUCUUGAUAUCAUCAAUGCUUGAUGUUGCCCACGUUCAGGUGAAUGUCAUAUGUAACUAAAGGAGGAGCUACCUAUGGCGCGCAUAUACCGACAAAAAUAGGAAAGUCAUGGCACAGAAUAGAAUAGAAGAAUAAGAAUUGAUUGCGAGGAACAACACCUUCGUACCUUAAAAUUGUAUAAAUAAGGUAGUCACUCCUAAAAUGAAUCGAAUCUGCCAUGUUUUCGUCAUUUAAUGAUGAUCUUUCGCAAUCAAUUCUUACUCUUCUGAUCAUGUCACAAAGGAAAUCAGCAGCGGACCAUCGUUGUGGCAGAGAAGCUUCCGCCAUGACUUUCCUAUAUCCUGGAGCACAAAAGGAGGCUGCUUGGCAAAGUUCAGGAAGAGGCUAUCAACAUUCACCAUUGAAAUUUUGGAAAAGCCACUGAAACUUUAGAGUGAUUGAAAUUUUAGAAAAUGUUGAGCGGGGGUUCAAACUUUAGAAAUGGUUGCAAUAUUAGAACUAACCUAGCAUGACUGAAAUUUUAGAAAUCUCGCAGAGCAAGCGAUCGGAAUUUUAGAAACGUUGACUAAGUAAUUGAAAUUUUAGAAAAUGUUGAACGGUGGUUGAAACUUUGGAAAUGACUGAAAUUUUAAAACUAGCUUUUCAUGAGAAUGCAAAGCAAUUGAAGUUUUAGAAGAUCACUAAACUUUUAGAAAGUAGGUGAAAUUUUAGAAAGAACUAUUUUUGGCGGUAUAUGCGCGCCAUAUCUACUGACCAUAGAGUUUGCAAACCAUAUGCAAAAAUGGUUUACUGGAGAAAAAGUUGAGAACAGACAGUUAAACAUUUUUUUCUGAGAAGGACAAAUAAUUGUUACAUUAGCAAGGGCUGUGAAGAAACUAUGUCCGUCAACUCCAUAGAACUUGAGAUACCAAGUAACCAUGAAGUUUUGAGAGCAAUUUCCGUUCAAAAUCUAGUAAGGAAUUUGGUUUUAAAGUACGGAAUUAGAAACUGCAUCUAAAUUUAUCAGCCAUUAACCGCACUCGCCAGAAAACCGCAAUUUUUCAUACACAAAAACCAAAUUAUGAUACAUUCUGAUAUUUGAACUUCUUGUAUCUAGCGUGUGUAACAUAAUUUUUUAUUAGUACUUUUUAAAGCGGGCAUCUGCAAAGUAAUGGUAACAGAUUUUCGGGGCUACCGUGCCUUGAUAAUAAAAAAAUGAAUGAAAAUAAGAUGAAUAUAUGAAUAAGAAACGGUUGAGAGAAGACAUUCAGAGAAGGAAGUUUUUUAACGACUUGAAGAGGAGAAUAUCCUAUCGUUAAGUUCAAGUUAGAGUCAGCCCCCAAAUUCCUAAAGUCUAUUUUACACAAUAUAAUUUUAUCUUUUCCAGAGCACCACAAAAUCAACCCCCCCCCCUCCAAACAUUAGCAAGAUCUGAAUUGUUCUAACAAUGAAAUUGAAGAGGAUUCGGUAACCAAUGUAAAUCAAUGAGAAAUAACGGCUAUCAGCUUCAGGCAGACGGAAAUAAGUUGAAAUACAUUUUCAUUGAGUGUUCCAGCGAAAAAGACAGUGAGGACGAGAAUGGAAUCCAUACCAUAUCCUCUCAAACAAAAUUUACUUUUGAGUUGUUGUUUUUCACUUGUUAAAAAUUUCUACUCUUACUUUCCAAUGAUAUUCAGUUACCUAUAAAGGACGAUGAAGUCAUGCAAAAACGUCGAGAAGUAAGUAAAAUAGCAAUUCUAUACAUCCUUCAAAAGCUCUGAUUAUGAGCCACUCGAAAAUGGACAUUUUUGUCAAUUAUAGUUGCGAGGAAACAACAAAGGCGUUUCAAAGUGACUUUUCUCUAAGUUGUCGGUGUUAUCGUAAAAUUGACUUCACUUCAAAUUACUCUUUAUUCUAUUUUUGUUUUGAAGUCUACUUAGAAAAUUUAGUGCAAAUAUGCAAGAAAUGGUAAGGCCGAGUCAUUGGCCGAUUUUUAAAGAACUUUAAUAAAAUUUAUGAUGUAACAAACAAAGUAACUUCAGUCGGUAAUAUUUUUUCCUACCUUAGAUUUGAAAUAUCCAUAGCUGAAUCAUUUGGAAGGUGAGGUAGAUUUGAGGUUAGGCAGUUUGCUAGCUGUUUCUAAAAACCUCUCUGUGUACAGCUCUGCAUAUACGGCGUCGAGCACUUACUUUAUGACAGACAGCUAAACAAAAAUUGUCAUUUCAUAUUCAUUCGUAUUUGGAUUUAUCGUAUGGGAUAGAAAGUGAUGAAUCGAGAGUGUCUUUUUCACACAAAAGACAAGACUCAAAUGGAAAAAAGAGUAUAGACGUAACGUAGACAUCUUCGACUUAAGUUCAUUGAGUUUUAAAAGCGUCACGUAACAGGAAAAACCCUAUUGAAUGACACCGCAGGAAGAAUAAGAUGAACAUUGUUUUUAGGACGUUUCUAAUUUCAUAUGAAUCAAGCAGUGAAGUGUUUCAUGGGCGUACUAGUUGCCCAGCCUUGGAAGUCACUGGUAUUUUGGAGCAGGGCCAAGGGGAUGCCAAUUGUUUUAAUAGCGGUCGACGCAUGACGCAGUAUCAAUGAAUAAGAGGGCUUUCCGGAAAUUAGUUUCACCAGUAACGAGAUCUCAGGAUGUUAUUUUGUACAAACGUUCAACAUAAGCUGUAACUUGCAAAAAUAGCAAAAGUUGUCCUGGUUGUGUUUAAAAUUUUAUAAAUAGAAGCUACAUGUGAAUGCAAACAACAAAAAAGAAAAGUCAAAGUGAAUCGAUAUUUUGUCUGCACAGAGUCGCGAACUUGUGGCUCUAUUGAACAAAUUCAAAGAGGAUUUUAGCGAGGUUAAAAGAAUGCUAUACCACAAGUAAGCUUCAGGGCUGAUCAGGGAACAACGCAUUGAGAACAACAAAAAUACUGUUUUCAAGAAGACCAAUUUUUAGUUUAAGACAAUGGAAAAUUGGAGGGAUUGCAGCAACCAGUAUUAUGAAAAUAUGCUGAAAAAUGCUGAACAAUUUUUAGAAAAAAGAAG
This is a messenger RNA of Rhopilema esculentum, 11190 nucleotides long. Its product is annotated as proton channel OtopLc. NCBI's taxonomy places the organism in Eukaryota, Metazoa, Cnidaria, Scyphozoa, Rhizostomeae, Rhizostomatidae. Gene Ontology annotation, cellular component: membrane. The record is from RefSeq and is a predicted model, not a curated record. Gene Ontology annotation, biological process: proton transmembrane transport. Gene Ontology annotation, molecular function: proton channel activity.